Corvus hawaiiensis (hawaiian crow) is the source of this 9789-nucleotide messenger RNA. It is a transcript of the gene FRRS1L, whose product is annotated as ferric chelate reductase 1 like. The transcript is spliced from 5 exons. NCBI's taxonomy places the organism in Eukaryota, Metazoa, Chordata, Aves, Passeriformes, Corvidae. The coding region runs from base 8 to 856 and encodes 282 amino acids. Gene Ontology annotation, biological process: regulation of glutamate receptor signaling pathway. The record is from RefSeq and is a predicted model, not a curated record.
CGCCGCCAUGGCGGAGCGGAGCCGCGGCGCUCGGCGGCGGCUGCUGCUGCUGCUGCUCCUGGCCGGCUCCGCCGCCAGCCCGGCGGAGGAGGGCGGCGGGCGGCGGGAGGCGGGCGGCGGGGAGCACGGGGAGGAGGCGGCGCGGCACCACGACUCCUCGUACGGCACCUUCGCCAGCGAGUUCUACGACCUGCGCUACCUCUCCGAGGAGGGUUACCCUUUCCCUACUGCUCCUCCUGUGGACCCAUUUGCAAAAAUCAGAGUGGAUGACUGUGGAAAAACCAAGGGAUGCUUCAGGUAUGGUAAACCUGGAUGUAAUGCAGAAACUUGUGACUACUUCCUAAGCUACCGCAGAAUUGGAGCUGAUGUUGAAUUUGAGUUGAGUGCUGACACAGAUGGCUGGGUGGCAGUGGGAUUUUCCUCAGACAAGAAAAUGGGAGGAGAUGAUGUCAUGGCUUGCGUUCAUGAUGAUAACGGAAGAGUCCGAAUACAGCACUUCUAUAAUGUUGGUCAGUGGGCUAAAGAAAUCCAGAGAAAUCCUGCUCGAGAUGAGGAAGGGGUUUUUGAAAACAACCGUGUAACGUGUCGAUUCAAGCGUCCUGUGUAUGUUCCCCGAGAAGAAACCAUCGUAGAUUUGCACUUGAGUUGGUACUACCUGUUUGCUUGGGGUCCAGCAAUCCAGGGUUCUAUAACUCGUCACGAUAUAGACUCUCCACCCGUGUCAGAGCGCGUGGUCAGUAUUUACAAGUAUGAAGAUAUUUUCAUGCCUUCGGCUGCCUAUCAGACCUUCUCUUCUCCUUUCUGCUUGCUCCUCAUUGUUGCACUGACCUUCUAUUUAUUGAUGGGAACCCCAUGACCAAUGGAAAAUAGCAAGAAUUUGGCAGUGGAAGUUUCUCAGGAUGGACGGCUAUAUGGAUGGACAGUGCAUUUUUCUAUUGGAAUUUAUAUCACAUCACCAUCCUCAUCUAGCUGCUUUUGAACAUAGUUAGCUUCUCAGAAGAGUGAAAUAACCAUCUCCUUUGAGUGACAGAGUGGUGACAAAUCAUUUAAGAAUAAUCAGUGAACACAUAGGAGAAUAUUUUCAGUGUUGUGAUUUCUUGCUUAAAGAAAAUGAGACUUUUGUAAAAUCAAUGUGUGUGUGUGCGUAUGUGUGUUUGGGAGGGGUGCCUGUAUGUGUGUUUAGGUGAAUUUAGUGAUGGACAUCUUAUCAAAUAACAAAAUUGCCUUCCAAAUUGCUUCAAAAAAGCAAAUUUGGCAAAACACUGUAAUGCUGUUUGGUUCUUCUAGAGCAGGGAGCACAACUGCAAGUGCAGUUUCUGAUCUGCAGAUCUGGAUACCAACACAGCAGUAUAAAAGUAGUGGACAGUUCUCCCAAUUUCUUUUUUUUUUUUUGUAAUAUAUUUAUCAAAGUGUGCUUGCUGUGGUACUUUCCAAAACUAAACUUGCAUAUUCAAGCAUUAACAUGGGUUUUUUUCCAACAGAAAGAGAUGAUGAAUGUCUUUAUUGUGUUUCAGUAGCCUUUUGGAAAGAAAUGGCUACUUCUUUUAAGAGUGAGAUAUAAAGUAAUUUAAACAAGGGGAAGGGAGAAUACAGCAAUAUAAAUUCUCCAUACAUAGGAAAACCAGGUGUAAAGCAUGCAGAAUAUAAAAGUUCCCAACAAGCCAUAGGAUGUCCUCCUAAUAGAUUAAAUCAAUUUUUCUCUUUUUAUGAAAAAAACAGUAAUUUUGCUGACAUGUAAAUAUAUUUUUAAGUAAUUGUGCAGUAGUAUGAAGUAAUCUCUUUUUCUGUGUUGUAUGCCAUUAUAUCCUGUUCAUGUUAAAGGUGACUGUGGGCAGCUGGUGUUAUCUUACAAAGAAAUAUAAAUGAGAUUAUUUGUAAGGAAAGACAGGGAUUAAUAAGAACAGCAGUAUCUUUUGUUCAUCAAACCACUGCUAAAAUGUAGCUAUUGUGGAAAAAGAUGAGCUAAAAAGGAAACACGUUAGCUGUUUUUAUCACCAGUAAAUAGUAGAAGAGGAAUGCUAAAUAUUACAGAGAUGAAAAGUGUCAAAAUGUAUUUAUGAGCCACAGAAUAUUAUAAAAACUUUGAGUGGAGAAUUCUUCACUUUAGAGUGAAGAAUUCCCGUUCUUCACAUAAUAGGAAGCGUACGACACAUUUACAUGUAGCAGUCAAAUGUACUUAGGUAAGGUUACUCAUUCACUUUCCAACUUACACUAAAAUUCUACUUAAGUAGAAUUAAAAUCUAAAUAAUGCCAAAGUUUUAUCUAAUGUGGUGCGCUUGAGGACUCUCUAACAUAGAAUGUGGUAAGGUAUUUGUAAUGCAACUCCUUUCUAGUCUCAUUGCUGCAUGGAGUAUAAAAUAGUUAACUAGCUUGGCUGGGUUUGCAUCCUUAUUCACAGAAUGAUGUUUGUAAACUAAGUUUUUUUAGGCUCAGAAUUCUUCAAACCUAUGCUUAAGGUAUAUGAAUUAGAUUGAAGAUGAACUUACCUUCAUAGCAAACACUUUGUCCCUAUUUCAAAAGAAAGAUUGAUUAAUUUUUUAUAUUUUCAUUGAUGUCUUUAAGGAUUUGUUCACUUAAAAUUACUGGACUAGAGUUGGGGAGAGGGAAGAGAAAUUCAGAAAGAAGUGAACUUUAAAAGUGCAUACAGUAGCUUUAUUUAGUAUAGAUUACUUCUCUCGGGUUGGUUUACUCACUCAUCACCUGAUCACGUAGAGACCACCUAAUAAGGUCUGCUUUGGCCCACAACAGCUGCAUAAUUUAACUUUAAGAUUGGCUGGAGCAGAUAAGCAGAAGCCUGGAUAAUGAGCUUUACAUUCAGCAAACAGGUGAAGUGAAGAAAUCAUCUUCGUGCUAAUUUGUAGGCAGCUGGGAUACUGCAGCUCUUUCUCAGAGCCUGAGGGUUGCUUUAGUUUAUGGCUUGGUAUUUACUGUUUCAGCGAUUUGCCUGAUUACCCACUAAAGGGCUAAUUUAAUAAUUUAAAGGUACUGAGCUAGGAUAGAAACCCAGUUUGGCUCCUCUUUUCUUUAAUAGAGUUCUGGAUUUAGGAUAGCCUGGUUGGACCUGAGCACACAGGUAUGUUAUAGAUGACAAUAAUAAUACUAAGAUAAAAUUGUGUGACAGCUGUCAGUCUGCUUUCUACAUAUAUGAAGUUGGGUGUGUUUAAAAUACAGGAUUUAAAGCAAGAGCAAAGUACUUUACAUUAUAUUUUAUUCCUUUUUCAGAUUACUUGUCAGUGUGCUGUGUUUUUCUCAUCAUGUUUUUUCUCUUGUUGAAGUACUAGCAGGAAUGAGCAGUUCUAAAAAAAAUUUCACCUAAGCUUCACAGUACUUAAUUAGCCUAAUAAAGUGUCUAAUUAAAAGGGAGGAAAUAAAAGGCCACAGGAAGCAGAAAAACAAUCUAUUAUCUGGCAUUUAAGUGGAUGGUUGAGUUUAGCACUGAGUUUAUCUAAGAGUUCCUCUUCACAGUGGGAAAAUCAGGACUAUGGAAUUCAAGUUGACAAAGAAGGUAUGAGUUAUCUAGAAAUUACUAGUUGGGAUGAAAUCUGAGGAGAAGGUUAUAAGGGAAAUGUGGUAUGUAAGUUUGUAUGAUCCUUCGUAAGUCUUAACAUUUGAGUGGGCAUGCAUAGUAACUUGUCAUGGAGGGUAUUUUGGUUUUCAAAUGUUUUGUCUUUUUGGUUUCUUUUUAAUAUUGUAAAGUAGGAUUUAUCCCUGUUAUACAAAGUUACUAUAAAGUAGUAGUCUUCAAAGUAAUUUUUAAGUGAUUAUGGCAUUUCAAAUAUUUUCUGUUUUAUUUUUUUUUCUAACUGACUGGUACCAGCAGAAACUAGAAGAAAAGGCCUGCAUUGGAAAAGGAGGCAGAUAUUUCCCUCUCCAAAUAAUUUUUUGUUUCUCUAGUGUGAUUACGACCAAACAACUGUUAAAGAGCACAUUUCCUAAGUACUUUAAGAAUUGCUUGCUGCACAGUGACUUAAUACAGAGGCAAGGAGCUUAGAGAGGGCAUAUUUAGAGUAUGGUGGUGGUUGGAAAUGUGACUGUAAUUAUUAAUUAGAAAGAUGGGUUUUUUUGCGUAAUUCUUUUUUUUUUUCAUUGCUGGUUUCAAAUAACUGCGUAUUUUUAGGUAUAGGUGAGGUGCUAAUUGAUUUCCCCCAUCAGAAAAAAAAAAGCACCUACCUGAUUUGAUAAUGUCAUUGAACACAGGGUGAUGCUGUCUUCUUUUACCAUAAGGGAAAUAUUCUGGUUUUGAAAGAGAACAUAUUGAUGAGAAAAGUUUGAACUCCCUCUGUGGCCUUCUUGUCCAUCUUGACUGGUUUUGCAAUACUUGGGUAGCAAGAGAAUAAACACUUGUGGCCUCCCUAAUCUGAAGGAACCCCCAGUUUGGGUUAAAUAAUGUUAAAGCUGUGUUUGGCACUGACUUUCCCAAUCUUCAGUGCAGGGAUUAGAGAAUGAUUGAUGUGGUGUACAUCAGCAUGCCACUCAGGCAGUGGUCUUGAAGCUCACUUGGGGCACCAUAUCCUGGGUCUGGAACAAAAAAAGAGCCCUGCAACUGCCUCCAUGUACUACAUAUCUACUCAGUUAUUUCUCAGUUACUGCUAUAACUCACAUAACUGCUGUAAGUUUAAGGGAAGACACAGGUCUUUCUUUUUUUUGUUUGGUCUUCUCCUUACUUUCUCAUCUGUCAAAUGCAUCAGACAUUUACAUAAAAGAAUUUUUUUUUUGUUUUAGAGAGUAGACCUCUGUCAGUUCUUUCACGUUUUUUUCUGGGUCCAUAGGAAGUUUGCACCCUCUGGUACUCUAGAGGCAGAAUUAAAGUUUAUAUGCAAAUUAUGUAACUUUAACAGCAUGUAAAUGGCAUUUUGUGACUUUUUGGUUUCAUUGGUUUGCCACACUCUUGUGUAGCAGGUGUAUUUCCCCCCACUCUCCUCUUGUUCUAACAUCUCCAAAUAAUUUCCCAAAAGUAAAGUAUUUGUUAAUAGCUUUACAAGAAGGAAAUACGUAUUUCAGAGAAUUACAGAAGGUCUAAUAUCAGUUAUUUUCAGAGGUAACUGUUGUAAGUGUUAGUGUUUUAUACAAAAUAUGACUUUGCGUAGAGCCUUACAUUUAUGAUAAAAAUCAGAAAUACAUUUAAAUAUUACAGUGUUUCUGUGCUUCAUGGAGCUGUGGAUGUGCAUAGCUGACAUGAAUUGGUAUGAUCCCUUUCAACCCUGACUCCACAGCAUGUAGUGACACUGGUAAAGCAGUUUGCUUGAAUGCUGCACGGUGGGGCAUUGAUGACUCCCAGCAGUUUGGAACAGAAGACUGGAGAGACUGGAUAAGGACAAAUGACCCGGGAGGGCUAAUGGUUUUGGCAUACCUUCUAUUGUUGUAUAACUUUACAUGUGGCAGCGCCCAUCUGGCACCCUUUAUCCAGGCAAAUAUUACGAACAUUACUUGAUGUCAUGAGAAGGGAGUCUGAUUUGAAUGAGAUUUUGGCUUUUAGGCAGGUCCCAGCUGUGUAAGGGCUGAUGUGGGCAACUGGUCAGACUAUGCCACAAGAUGUCCUCUGCUGUUAAGCCUCAAGGUAAGAGCUGGAGGCUUGAUCUGGCCUUCAGAGGUAUAAAAACCUCUCAAGACCCCAGAGGCAGUAGUGGCAGUGGGCUGCAGCAGGGAGUACUUGCUUAGUUUGUUUAAUGGCCAGUGAGCAGGUACUCCCUACUGGCUGCAGUCUGGGUAUCAAAGGAUGGGGGCUCUAAAUCUUACCUUAGCAGCUCCGUACAUUAGCUCCUCUAAUUAAAAUUUCAUUAUCAGUAUUUCUGUAGCAGUGUGUUUGGGCAGCUCUCCCUCAACCUACCCAGGAUAGCUAUGGCUCUUAACUGAAAGAUUUGAAAGAAAAUGUCAAGUCCGUGUGUACAAAAACUAAUAAAAAAGAAAAUAAUUUUUUUAACCAUAUGCCAGCUUUUUACAUUUUUUUGUCCAUAUCUAUUUAUUUAUAUGCAAUUUGUAUGUUGAGGUAUCUGAUUUUUGCAAAUACAGAGUAAGAUCUAGGUAAGCCUUCCUUUUCUAAACAUUUUUUAUUAAUAUGAAAUAAUCACUUUGGUAACUUUUUUUUUUCUGUUUUCACAGUAGGUUUUAUAAAAUUACAUAUGCUUAGACAUGGUUAUUUAACUAAUUUGGGCUCAGAUAGUGAGGCAAAAGAAGUGCAAUUUUGAAAUGUCAGAGAGGAUAUGUGCAGCUUGUGGAGUCGAUAGGUGUGAACAUACAGACUUAAAAGACAUUACUUGGUUUGAAAAUCUGUGUUAUGACUUGGCAAUAGCAAUGAAUCUACUGUAAAGAAAGGGGCAGAUUUUUUUUCCUUGGGUUACAAAGUAUUUUGAAUAGCACUCAUAGACUUACAGACUAUCUCAGGUUGGCAGGGACCCAUAAGGAUCUUAGAGGCCAACAAACACCCUGCUCCUCACAGGACUGCCUGAAGCUAACCCAUAUGACUAAGAGCAUCAUCCAGAUGCUCCUUAACUUCCCUGCAGAGCUUGUUCCAGUGACCGGCCACCCUCUCAGAGAAGAACCUUUUCCUAAGGUUCCGUCUGAACUUCCCCUGACAUGGUUCCAUAGGCAUUCCCAACUGUUGCUUUUGCCCUCUUCCUGUGUUACUUAUCGAAGUAGGAAUGUUCUUCCAAACCAGUGUGAGGUUGGAAUAAGUGCAGGACUUCACAACCUGUAUCUUAGAACAGCUGCUGGUCCACAUAGGCUCAUUCUGAUCUGCAGUUAGAGGCUGUUUAGGAAUGUCCUUACAAGAUGAGCUUUUCUGUGGCAUUCUUAAGAAAUUUUCUGUAAAGGUGUUGUACUCUUUAUAGACAAGAGCAUUACAGAAUUACCAGUACUUUUCUGAGCUGUUCCUAAAUGAUUCUUAAAUUCAUAUUUGUGUUUUUAAAGAAGUAAUUGGAUUUUUCAGAAGUGCUGAGCAGCUGCAAAUCUUUUAUGGCUCCAAUGCUUACUCAGGGAAGCGAACAUUUUAUAGUAACUAGUGAUUUAGCUUCAUAUCUCUCUCUUAGUUUCGACAUCAUUCAGUUCAAUUUCCUAAGGUGGUGUUGGUAGAAGGCUAAAUAAAUGAAAAAUUCACUUAGGUUUUGUGCCAGGGAAUAAAAAUAUUCCUGCUGAUUUUUCACAACAGUGAUCUGUAAGGUUUAGAUUAAUGAAAAAUAUUCUUCACAGAAUUAAUGUUUAGGCAAUGUGGUUUUGCUGAAGAUAUUUGUAUGUGCAUGUAAAGUCUGAGGUUUAUAUAAGAGAGUAUAUAAAAAAAGGCUAGAUUCUGCUCUGGAGACAAGACAAAAUACAGAACUCUACCUGUUCCCUGGCUGCUAGCUGAUUUUUGGGAGACAGAAUGAUCCAGGAAAAUAUAUAUAAACCUGAGAUACUAUGUGUGUGGGGAUUAUGUUUGCAGUUCUUAUACAUACACCUUCUUUCACUUUCUUCAGUACAAAAAUUAGCCUCACAGUCUUAGACUUACUAUGGUGUUAUCUUCACUUUUUUUACUCUGAACAAGCUGAAACAAGGAUAAGUUCAAUAAGUCAAAAGAAUGUUGUCAUAUAGAGUAUUAGGGUAAUAGGAAAGUAAGCACAGAUGCCACAGUCAAACCUAGGAGAAAAAAAAAAAAAUCUCAUUAUUUAACUCCAGAAUAUGGUGUGUGCUUCUGAAAUACUUGGCUGCUCACCUAUAAAGCAAUGGGUACUUUUUCAGUUUUUUACCUUUGGUGAUAUGAAACGAAUGAUAAAUAUUGAAAUAUAAAAAAACUACCACAAUAGAUUUUUUUUUUAAAUCUGGAAUUAGCAUUCAAGUCUUCAUAAAGUGAUUCAAAGAUGAAAUUUCAAACCUAUUAACUCAUUAGAAAAAUGAAAUAGUGGGACCUUGACAUUUGUGUGUGAUGUCCCCAGCCUUUAUUUUAGGCAGAUGUAUUUCAUUAGCAUAUUGAGUUCUGUUUAGGUUAAAACAGAUGCCUAGUAUGCCUUGGUAUUUCUGAUUUAUAUGUCAUGAGGUCUGGUUUGCUUUAACCUCUUUGCAAAUAAGCAGGCUGUCAUAACCGUGUGAACUCUUGCCACUUGUUUUGUAUUACAUGAAGUGUAAUGGUUUAACCUGAAAUGUCAUCUCUACCUUUUGACUUUGUUCAGCGUUCUCAAGACUAAUAUACAGAUAAAACAUACAAAUAAGCAACUUGUAACUAUAGUGUUAAGUGGUGUUCUGCAUUCUUUAUGCCAGGCUUCGUUCUGUACGCCAAUACCCAGCAGCCACAUGGAGUCAAUGAGCAUUUGGUUGGGUAAGAGUGCAGAAUGGGGUUUUUGUAGCCCAGAAGAAUUUGCCAAACUUCUUUGUAUUUAUGCUCUAGUCUUUUCAGCAAAAAUAACACAGGGUGAAUAGAUAAUGAAAUUACAGUGACCUACGGGACUACUUUACAAUCAGUGCAUGCCCUAAAAUAUUGCUUUGUAACAUCUGUUUUAUACUAAAUGUUGGUGUUCAAGUGAGCCUUGUUAGCUAUUUGACAGUGACAGACAACAAUAUUUAUAAAACUGUUGCAAUAAAUGCCUUUUUAGUCUAAGAAAAUGUGUGGUAUGGCAUUUAUAAAGGGGGAAAAAAGUCUCUUUGAGGUUAAAGAAGUCUCUGCUGCUGCCUGUGUUAAUAAUUAAUUCCCAUGCCAUGGGCUUGAAUUUAUUAGCCUGACUAAUUCCAUUUAAGUCAGUGAGGCUGGUCACAGUAGCAAAUUAACAGACGUGAGAAGACCACCUUUUUUUUUCACCAUGCAAAUCACAGUGAAGCUGUAAGUAAAUGUGAUCAUCUCUAUUUUAGCCAAGUAUUAACCCCAUUGUCCCUUGCUAUUAAGUAUGUAGAAUUUAGAGGUUCCUAUGGUGACCUCUAUGCUGUGUUUUUGUAACCUAUUUGAUACAAAUAUGAUCAAGUUGCAAUAUUACAAAUUUGGGUGUUCUUUAUCUACUGUCAUCACUGCCCUGUUCUGUGGCCAGAGUGGCUCCUGAAGCAGCCAGAACAGGCUUUUGCAGAAAAGAAGGAAUGAAAUUAUAUUAAAGAUUGGCAACAGAGAGGAGGAAAUGCCAUGAUACUCGGCAAGCAAAAGCAGCUGGAGAAGUCUCUCAAACAGGGAUGUUUUGAUUUCUGAGAUCUCUCAGGUUUGAGCAGGUAUUUUAUCUCCUUACUGGUGGGCUGAGAAGAGUUGGCUCAGGGCAACAAGAAAUGUUUUGCUUUUACACUGUGUGGUCUGUUUGUUGUGUUUGUAGUAUUAUUGGAAGCCUGUAGCUGCAGGACAGGAUGGCUCUUGUGUGUGUCAGCUACUUGUGCACUAUCCAAGCCAUCACGAUCAGUAGAGGCAUUACAUAUACCAAAUACAUUUAAGUAGAUUUAAAUAAUAUUCUCUUUGUCUUGCACUAUGUGACUGCUGACGGAUCGAUGAGGAAUUUGUCACAAACCUGACGAAUCCAACACAUUCUCCUGUUACUCAGAUCUCUCUAUAUCCAGCUCUUGUUCUCUGCACACAGCUAUCGUGUGGGAUAACCCUGCAAGAUAGUGCUCUGGAUUUUGUCCAUCCACAGGUCCUAGUGGUGCUGUUUUGCAUGCCUUUUCCAGCGACUCACCAUUUGUGUUGGUGCUAUUGACUGCUCGGCCUUAGAACCACACAUUCCAUUCCUCUUGUUAACUGAACGAGAUUCAGUCUUCUGUGUGAAUCCUUCAAGUGUAGCUCUGCUAUAAUUUUGUAUACUUUAACUGAGAUGUUGAACAAAGUUGUUUCUGCAAUAAAGUCAGGCACUGCUAUAA